Molecule: messenger RNA, 1122 nt
Organism: Kalmanozyma brasiliensis GHG001
Lineage: Eukaryota; Fungi; Basidiomycota; Ustilaginomycetes; Ustilaginales
Product: Monoacylglycerol lipase protein ABHD12
Exons: 1
Coding region: 1-1122 (373 amino acids)
Biological process (GO): monoacylglycerol catabolic process; phosphatidylserine catabolic process
Cellular component (GO): endoplasmic reticulum membrane
Molecular function (GO): phosphatidylcholine lysophospholipase A1 activity; monoacylglycerol lipase activity
Source: RefSeq, a predicted model, not a curated record
AUGUCCACCAAACCGCCAUCCUCAAUAUCACCCUCCUCAUCGUCCACCCUGCUCCGUCGCACCCUCACCACCCCCCUCACCCUCUGUUCCCUCUACCUAUCCUUCUUCCUCCUCCUCCUGACACCUCCUUUUCAACGGCACUUCAUCUUCCUGCACGCCAUCUCCUUCCCCUUCUUCCCCACUUACCACCAACCCUCCCGGUAUGGCCUAGCACCCUUCAAAACGCGACCCUUGCACCUGACCACCGCAGACAACGAGCGCAUCGGGGCAUGGCAUAUCCUCCCCGAAUCGUUCUACCAGACCCGCCUCUCCUCUUCGGACGAGGGUUGGGGGGAGGACGUGUACGAGUUGGCGAUGCGCGAAUACCCAACGGUGCUCUACCUGCAUGGGAAUAGCAUGAAUCGCGCGGCCCCGUUUCGCAUUGCUGCCUACUCGGCGCUGACCGCUCGGAUGGACGUCAACGUGGUUGCGAUCGACUAUCGUGGGUUUGGAGACAGCAGUGGCACACCUAGCGAGGAAGGGCUGGUAGAGGAUGCAGAGACGGCGUAUCGAUGGAUCCGCGCGCAACAGCGGGGUGCGCAACAGGGAGUGACGAUCUUCGGUCAGAGCCUAGGUACCGGCGUGGGCGCACUGCUCGCUGUCAAACUCGAACAUCAAGCCACGCCAGUGGAUGGACUUGUGCUGAUGGCACCAUACACGAACCUCAAGAGUCUGGUCAAAGACUUUCGCCUAGGUGGAUUCCUUCCACUGCUCAAACCCAUCGGAGCGAUCCCGUUCCACAACCGCCUCCUGGACCGAUUCCUACAGACCCAGUUGAACACGCUUGCCGCCUUACCCACCCUCACGGACGCAAAGAGCUCCAGACGCACAUCCAUCGUCCUGCUCCAUGCGAGGGACGAUCCUGUCAUCCCUAUAGACCACUCCCGACGUCUGUUCGACACUCUCCUCGAUUCAACCCCGGCGAGUGUGCAGGAGAGAACCAUUCGUGACUACGCCCACGUCAAACGCUUCCACAAAGUGACGCUCAUAGAGACCCUCCAUGGCGGACACAACCAGCUUACAGAGGGCGCACUCGACCUCGUUCGACUCGCCCUCCGACUCCCCUCCCCGCAUUCCUCAUAG